This is a messenger RNA of Acanthosepion pharaonis, 2145 nucleotides long. The record is from the annotation of a GenBank genome assembly. NCBI's taxonomy places the organism in Eukaryota, Metazoa, Mollusca, Cephalopoda, Sepiida, Sepiidae.
AUGGAUAUGAUUUUGACUGUUCAUACACCUGUCUCCUAUGCAGACGAUUUGGUUAAUCAAGAGCAUCAUUUGCAACGAGCUCUUUCUGCCCAGCAAGUCUAUGGAACAGCAGAAGCCUUGGUCAUCCCUAUUCCAGAAGUGGUACAAGUAUCUGAAAAAUAUGAAACCUAUUAUAAAGAAGAUUUCAAACCAUCAAAACAAUAUAUUCAUGUUCAAGCUUUCAAUAUGGAGCAGGAAAUACCUGACUAUGAUAUGGAUAGUGAGGAUGAAGCCUGGUUAAAUGAGCAAGCCAAGAAAAUGGAAAUUACACCCUUGAAAUUUGAAGAAAUGUUGGAUCGGUUGGAAAAAGGCAGUGGUCAGCAGGUGGUUACACUUCAAGAAGCCAAAUUGCUAUUAAAAGAAGAUGAUGACCUGAUAAUUGCUGUAUAUGAUUACUGGUUGAAUAAGAGGUUGCGCACUCAGCAUCCAUUGAUCCUUCAAGUGAAAACUGAGAAGAGAGAUGGGUCGACAACCAAUAAUCCUUAUGUGGCUUUCAGGCGAAGAACAGAGAAAAUGCAAACUCGAAAAAACCGGAAAAAUGAUGAAGCAUCAUAUGAAAAAAUGUUAAAAUUACGACGGGAUCUUUAUAGGGCUGUGACAUUGCUUGAAAUGAUAAAAAGGCGAGAAAAGACGAAAAAGGAAAUGCUACAAUUAACAAUUGAAAUUUUAGAGAAACGAUAUCAGUUGGAAGACUUCCAUGGUCAGCUUUUAGCUGAUGCCGAAGCACAGAAGCAUUCCAGACCAUCCUACAUUUCUCCCUAUGGUGUGGCUAGGCAAGGAGAAUGGGCUGAUGGUGUCAAUGGAGAGGAAUCAUUACAGAACAACAAAAAGCGUAUUUAUCGGAAAAGGAAACACCGACAAAUUGCUCAGCAGCAAGGUGCAAGUCUUAGUAGCAGCCAAACAAGUCAUUUCAAUGAUGUUGUGGAUUCUCUACAACCCGACAUGUAUAGUUCUGAUGAGGAAGGGCUUUCACCUGGCAUGUCACCAUCAGAUCAUGAAGAUGAAAAUGAUCCUGAUGGACAGUUUGCAUUCAGAAGGAAAAAGCAUUGCAAUUACUAUGCACCAUUGGUUGGCCGAUUAGGAAACUGGCCUUGGUGUGGCCCUGAAGAAGGUGGUUUAACAGACAAAAGAUUUAGGUUUUCACUUAUGUCUUUACCUCCACCACACAAUUGUAUAAGUUAUGCAAGGAGACGAGUGGGACGAGGUGGAAGAAUUCUUGUAGAUAGAGCUUUUACUCCACAAAAUGCAAUUCUUGAACAGCUGGAUCUGUCAAGCUCAAAUACUGCCACGGGUAUCCAUCGUGAUUAUAUCACAUACAUCAGGGAAAGAAAAAUUCCACAUUACACAUGGAGACGGCAAGUGAAGGAGGAGAGCCGUAGUCCUUGUUCUUCUGCAUCCACAGCGGAGACGACGACGACGACGACGGCAUCAACUGCAGCAUCCACGACAACCAACAGUGCAUCUACAACAGAGUUUAACUUUGAAAGCUUUCAGAAUCACAGAGAAGAAAUUUUGUUAAUGCAACAAAAACAGCGUCAACGCCUGGAAUCUUCUGAGGCUGAUAAUUUUCAGACACCUGAACAACAUUCCACAUCGUCAUCCAACCAUUCUUCAUCCCAUCUCACUUUGGACUCUGCUAGUGCAAAGUUUGCUGUGUCAGCUGUGAGAGACACCACACAGCUGCAAAACUCAUCUGGUGCUAAUUCCCAUUCAUCCUCACCAUCGUUGUCGUCAUUAUCCAAUGGUCCCAUCACAGAAUGUAAAGAUAACCAAUUUAGUACAAGCCAAACAGCUGCUGUACUGCAAUUAAAUCUCAAUCAGCCAUCACACAGUAGUGAUUCCCAUCUGCCAUCAGGACUUGUUUCACCUUCAGUUGUACCAGCUUUAAACAUGACCUCUAGUAAAGUGAUCACAUCAUCAAAAUCUGCUUUACCUGUUCUCAAGCUUUCAGCUACCAACAACACCACCACCACCACCACCACUCUGGAAUCUUUCAAAAAACAGACUUAUGAAGAUGGAAGUCUUCUAAAUUUAUUUUUUACUUUCUCUCCAUAUUUUUUUCUCUCUCUCUCCUUAAUACACAAAAACAAUUCUUGCCCUCCUUGA